AUGAGAUCGACUCCUAAUCAAAAUCACCUCCCAUCCACCAUAUGUGUUCUGUAUACAUUAUUGUCAUGUUCAUUGCUUCUUUAUUGCUCUGCCAGAGAUACUAUUUCAGUAAACACUUCGCUUAAAGAUGGAGAAACCCUUGUGUCAGCUGGACAGAGAUUUGAACUGGGAUUCUUUACCCCUCCUAAAAGCUCUGAUAUAAGAUACGUUGGAAUAUGGUACUUCAAGUCAAAGCCACGAAUAGUUGUAUGGGUUGCCAAUCGAGAAAGCCAUCUUCCCGAUUCCAAUGGAUCAUUUGUUAUUGCAAAUGACGGCAACCUCAAGGUAUUGGAUGCAGCUGGAAUUGCUUACUGGAAUACAAAUCUUAAAAGUUCGCUGCCUGGCGUCCGGGAAGCGAAGCUCAUGGAUUCAGGAAAUUUGAUGACUGAAAAUAUAUCGUUGAGGUCAUGGCUCAGUGAAGAUAAUCCAGGAGAAGGCAAUUUCAGUUUUAAGAUGGUUCAAGGAGUAAACCCGUAUCUCAUCUUGAAAGGAAAUAUCACAUACUGGACAAGUGGGAAGUCCGGAGAUUUCUUUAGGUCCUAUGAAAUAGCUUACUUGUUAUCAAACUUCAGUAAGAGUACUCUCAAAUCUACAGAUUCCAAAUCUCUCUUUUACGGGUUAAAAAAUAUUUCAAACAUAGACUAUAGCCACACGAGGCUUGUCAUGCAUUUUACUGGGCAGAUACAGUUUUGGAAAAAAGAUAAGAUGAAGGAUUGGUCUUUGAUGUUGUCGGAACCAAGCGAUCCAUGUAGAGUAUAUAGUUAUUGUGGAAACUUCGGCAGCUGUAAUAGUAACAACAGGGUGAAGUGCAAAUGCUUGCCAGGCUUCAAGGCCAAGUCACCUGAAAAGUGGAAUUCUGGCGAUUUUUCAGGUGGCUGUACAAGAAAAAAUCCAAUUUGUGCUGCAAAUGACAUGGUAUUCGGCUUGAAAAUGAUGAAACUGGAUAACACAGACAUACGAAUUCCAGACGCAAGAACUGAAAGUGAAUGCCAGCGUGCGUGUUAUAACGAGUGCCAGUGCCAGGCAUAUUCAUUUGUUAAAGCCACGCUAAGAGAAGACCCUGUAUGCUGGAUUUGGAAACAGGAUUUGAAUGAUCUUCAGGAAGAGUAUGCCAAUGGGGGUCGAGACAUCUAUGUCCGUGUGGCACCUUCUGAUAUAGAAUCAACAGAAAGAAAUUGUAAGACUUGUGGUACAAACCUAAUUCCAUACCCUCUAAGCACUGAGCCAUCUUGUGGAGAUCCCAAUUACUUCAGCUUUGUCUGUGACACCUCCACCGGGCAAGUUAGCUUCAAAGCACUGAGUGGCACCUACCGAAUUGCUAGAAUAGAUCCAGAUACAAGAAAUUUCAGUAUCCAAAUAAAGCGCGUAGAUGCAAGGAAUUCAGAAGGAAUUUUGAAGCUCAACCUAUCAUUGCCAUUUUAUAUUUUGACCAACGGGUUUGACGCCGGCCAGGAAGAUAGUAGUUAUGGUAAUUCAUCUAACAGUGCAAGUGAAGUAGUGAUUUAUUGGACGCCACCACUGGAGCCAACAUGUAGUACACAAAAAGAUUGUAUAAAUUGGCCUCAUUCAACAUGCAAAUUAGCAGGCAAUCGAGUAAGGAAGUGCCUCUGCAGUGAAACUCAUCGAUGGGAUGGCCUUUUGUUAAAUUGCACUUCAGUGAAUCCAGAUGAAGGUGGUCACACUUUGCAAAAUGGACGCUCUGAUGUAAGAAAGAAGCAAUGGAUCCUGACUGUUGGAGUGAUUGUUGCUAGUGUGAUAGUUCUGUUCAUCAUUGUUUACUUUUUCUGUCAAAGAAAGAAAACCCAAACACAAGAAGACAGAGAAAGCCUUCAACAAAAUCUGGCUGUUCGUUUCAAUGACAGUGCAAGGCACGUGAAGGGCUUGGUAGACACGGACCAAUUCAGAGAAGAAGAUAAGAAAGGCAUAGAUUUGCCUUUUUUUGAUUUUGAAAGCAUACUGGCCGCUACAGAUAAUUUCUCAGAAGCAAACAAGCUCGGAAAAGGGGGGUUUGGGCCUGUUUACAAGGGUAAGUUUCCAGGAGGUCAAGAAAUUGCUGUAAAGAGGCUCUCAAGUGUUUCAGGACAGGGUUUGGAGGAGUUUAAGAAUGAAGUAGUGUUGAUUGCAAGGCUUCAACAUCGUAAUCUCGUUAAGCUUUUGGGUUACUGCGUAGAAGGGGGUGAAAAGAUUUUACUCUAUGAAUAUAUGCCCAACAAAAGCUUAGACUCCUUUAUAUUUGAUCCUACAUGCAGUGUUUUGUUGGACUGGGAGAUGCGCUUCAACAUCAUUUUAGGAAUUGCUCGAGGAAUUCUCUAUCUUCAUCAAGAUUCUAGGCUUAGAAUCAUUCAUAGAGAUCUAAAAACAAGUAACGUAUUAUUAGAUCAAGAAAUGAAUCCUAAAAUAUCUGACUUUGGCUUGGCCAGGAUUUUUGAAGGCAAACAAACAGAGGGGAGUACAAAUCGAGUGGUCGGAACUUAUGGCUAUAUGUCUCCGGAAUAUGCACUAGACGGAUAUUUCUCAAUCAAAUCGGAUGUCUUUAGCUUUGGUGUUGUUGUACUUGAGAUUGUCAGUGGAAAAAAGAACACGGGAUUUUAUAACUCAGAAGAGGCAUUGAGUCUUCUAGGCUAUGCGUGGAGAUUGUGGCGAGAAGACAAGGCACUGGAUAUAAUGGACCAAAAAUUAAGUCCAAGUUUCAACAAAAUUGAAGUUUUAAAGUGCAUAAAUGUUGGACUCUUAUGUGUGCAAGAAGACCCAAAUGAUCGUCCCACCAUGUCCAAUGUUGUUAUCAUGCUUGGCAGUGAAACUGCGACCCUUGCAACUCCUAAACAACCAGCCUUCAUUAUAAGGAGAGGGCCUUCUACUUCAGCCUCUUCCUCCAGUAAACCAAAUAUUAAUUCCGAGUUGACUGUUAGUUUAACAGGUCGAUAG
This is a messenger RNA of Pistacia vera, 2964 nucleotides long. RefSeq names its product G-type lectin S-receptor-like serine/threonine-protein kinase At4g03230. Gene Ontology annotation, molecular function: ATP binding; protein kinase activity. The record is from RefSeq and is a predicted model, not a curated record. The transcript is spliced from 9 exons. The coding region runs from base 1 to 2964 and encodes 987 amino acids. Gene Ontology annotation, biological process: protein phosphorylation; recognition of pollen. NCBI's taxonomy places the organism in Eukaryota, Viridiplantae, Streptophyta, Magnoliopsida, Sapindales, Anacardiaceae.